AUGUUUUUACCUCCAAGUGGUACGGGCGAAACUUAAGCAGUGAUGCGUUCAAAGGAGAUCAAAACUUACGGAGAAAGGGAAACAACAUACCAAUUUUUCAUCCUAUAAAUAACAACGCACAUUGCUCCCAGACAGAUGUCUUCGUUCUUGCAAGAUGCUGUGAUAACAGAGUCCGUGCUUGUUGGUGCAAGCUUGAGUGACAUCCAAAGAUUGUGCAAGGCAAGAUCACGGUUGCUCAACUCCACAGAACGGACCGUCAUAUGGCCAAAACUUGCUGGACUCCCUGAUGAGGUCUAUGGAGAAGUUGAUGAAGGGUGGAGAACACAGCCAUGUCAUAGAGAUGAGGAUCAGGUAAUGCUUGAUGUUCAAAGAACUCAGUUCCUGGUGCGGUCGGGAUUACAGACCAAGGAUAAUGAAAAGUACCGUGAGGAGCUCAAUGACCUCAUCGUAAGGCUAUUGAGGGAGCACCCAACUUUGUCAUACUACCAAGGCCUCCAUGACAUUGCGGCACUGAUACUUAUUGUACUGAAGGAUAGAGAUGAACCAGAAGUUACGUACAAGUUCUUUGAGAUGUUUUCGUUUUGUCAUUUGAGAGACUUCAUGAUGCCUGACUUGACAAUGUCCACUCAAAUGUUGAACAUGGUUCCUGAAUGCAUAUCGCUUGUGGAUAGACAACUGUACGACGAAUUGAGUUUGGAAAGUAUGAAGCCGUUUUUCUGCUUAUCACCAAUCAUUACAUUGCUCACACAUGACAUCAAAAACUUUUCAUCGUUAUGUCUUAUAUUUGAUCAAGUUCUAGCAUGUGGAUCCAUCGGCAUUGUAGUCUAUAUCUACGUGGCAUUAAUGAUCAAUCAACAGGAUAAGUACCUUGAAAAGAUUAGAUUGAUGGAGCAGGAGGACAUGUUUUCUAGGGAAGACUUGGUCCAUAACGCAUUAUCCAAGUUCCUAAUGGAUGUUUCUUUAGACGAUGUUGAAUUGGCCAUUGCAGAUUCGUACAAGAUUCUUGAGAAGUGGCCGCUAGAGAAACUGAAGAGCUUUAAAAGACUGAGGAAAUGGAGUGUGAUGAAGACCACGUCUAAGGUCUACGUGGGCGACAUAAGGAAGCUUGUACAAUUUAGGGCUGAGACCGAUUUUGAUAAACUAAUGAAGAAGCAAAUGAUGCCGUCACCUAUGAUCGUGAAAUUGUUGAUGAAUGAAAAGAAUCACCGUCUAAUAAAGAUCUCCCUUAGCGUUGGUAUCAUCAGCAUUGUCCUUAGUAUACUGUUAAACAAACACCAUCCUCAGAGGUAUACUGCCCUUUGCCAGACAGUAUCGAGUUGGUUGGUAAACACAAACCACGCAGGAAAACUGCAUUCAUUCCUUGAUGGAUUAGGAUUGCCGUGAGAUGUGAUCUAUAUAUUGAAUUGACUAUUCUAUCCCCACUUCGUAGA
This is a messenger RNA of Williopsis jadinii, 1430 nucleotides long. It is a transcript of the gene GYP8, whose product is annotated as GTPase-activating protein GYP8. Gene Ontology annotation, molecular function: GTPase activator activity. The record is from RefSeq and is a predicted model, not a curated record. The transcript has a single exon. Gene Ontology annotation, biological process: positive regulation of GTPase activity; endoplasmic reticulum to Golgi vesicle-mediated transport. NCBI's taxonomy places the organism in Eukaryota, Fungi, Ascomycota, Saccharomycetes, Phaffomycetales, Wickerhamomycetaceae. Gene Ontology annotation, cellular component: endoplasmic reticulum membrane. The coding region runs from base 136 to 1383 and encodes 415 amino acids.